AUGUUCAAAAAAAUUAAACCAAAUUUUACAGUUCAAAAAAAUUUUAACAUAUUGUGUAACUGCAUGAAAAUUUUAGGAACUUGGCCAGUGCAUCGAAGACAUAAUAAGAUUUUUACUUGUUUGAAUCACAGUUUGUGGUGGUUUUAUGUGGUGAAUCAUAUGAUGCUUUUAUUACCGACAAUGCAAACGUUUUACAAUACUACUAAAGAUAUAAUAUCAGCUUCGUACUCUUUAAUUGAAAUAACCGGCAUUGUUGAAUCCAUGGUUAUCUUGAUUACCUUUAAACUUCAAGGAUCUCGCAUACAACUACUCCUCCAAAUUAUAAAAAAUCAAAUUGUUGUAAAAAAACCAAAACCUGCCUUAAAUAAUAGGAAUGUUCAUGCCAGUGUCUUUGCGAUUAUCGCUGUUUUGUAUGUGAUUGUAGUGUACAUGUACAUUCAUAAACCAGCAACAUUGAUUAAUAAGGGCUUCAUUAUGACGACAUGUUACGCAUUUCCGACAGAAGACAUAAGGACUAAAAUUGCUAUAUACUGCAAUCAACUAAUUGCUUUAAUGCAUACGUCCGUCGUAUUGGUUACCGAUGGUGUUGCUGUGCUUUUCAUCUAUACAUGUGCAAUAAAACUCAAAACUUUGGAAAUAAGACUUAAAAAAGCACCAGAUUGGACGAAACUAAAGUAUGAUAUAGCUGAACAUCAAACAAUCUUAUUAGUAAUCGAAGAAACGAAUUCAUUAGCUGGAGUUCUAGUAGUAAAAACCGUCAUUUGUUUUAUGUGUUACAGUAUAAGCGCAGGAGUACAAAUAAUUAAUCAACAUGUUGUAACAGCACAAAUGUUGCAUCAGUUCAUCAUUAUCGCGAUAGUUUAUUUAAGAAUUUAUAUAUGUGCAGAAACGGCGGAAAUGUUAUUAACAGUUAAUGGCGACAUGCUAUUUACUGUAUAUAGCAUUGCAUUUAGUACUCCAAAUAUUGUCAAAGUAAAGAGUCUGAUAAUUAUGAGAUGCCAAAAAGUACCUAAGAUAUAUGUCAACGGAUUAAUGGCUGCACUCAACAGGGCCUAUUUAAGAAGUAUUUCAUAUGCAACAUUUUCAUACUUUAUGACGAUUCGGGCCAUUGUAAGCAAAUAA
Messenger RNA from Nasonia vitripennis (jewel wasp), 1122 nucleotides. RefSeq names its product odorant receptor 50 (gene Or50). NCBI's taxonomy places the organism in Eukaryota, Metazoa, Arthropoda, Insecta, Hymenoptera, Pteromalidae. The record is from RefSeq and is marked inferred. The transcript has 6 exons. Bases 1 to 1122 code for a protein of 373 amino acids.